AUGGAUGCUACGCUCUCUGCCGAGCUCUCGGCCUUCCGAGACUUCUGUAUACACGAAGGACGCGAUAUAGUGACGAGUGUCGUUAGCGCUGAGAUGCCUUUUGCAGAUGGCCAGCAACAAGACCAACUCGAAGACUUUACACGACAGGUUUUCCAGAGAAGCAUUGAACAACUGUUCCUGCAGUGGCAGAGUAGGCCUCGUCCUGUCACUAGCCAGCCAGUCGUGGCCACUCAAGCCACGCUUCCUCCGACUCCUCCUUCCACCUUCAUUCACGACUUGAAUGAUAUGGCGAUCAAUGACGGCUUUACGAUGACCGACGAGGAGCCUCUACUGCCGCCGUCGCAGCAAUUUCCUGACCUCGACAUGCCAUGGAUGACUCCUGAGCUUCAGCAGAACACCGAGGAUCAACAGCAACAGCAGCAGUUACAACAGCAGUAUAUGUAUUUUGGAGAGGUUCCCCCUGUGAACCAAAUCCAGCAACAGUUCUGGAAUGAUUAUGGAGUAUUGGAUGGGAUGGGUGGUUGGUCUGGUUGA
This is a messenger RNA of Aureobasidium melanogenum CBS 110374, 534 nucleotides long. RefSeq lists its product as uncharacterized. The transcript has a single exon. The record is from RefSeq and is a predicted model, not a curated record. The coding region runs from base 1 to 534 and encodes 177 amino acids. Lineage: Eukaryota; Fungi; Ascomycota; Dothideomycetes; Dothideales; Saccotheciaceae.